AUGACAGAUCCGACCGUGAUCAAACCGCUAUUCGAACCCACCGAUAUAUUCAAUUUCGAUUUCCCUACGCCUCCUCAAUCCGUUCAAUCCCAAUCCGCCAGCGAGACUUCCAAGGAUGUCACGGUCGGGCUCCAUACGUCAACAACGACGGAGACGGAAGUCUUCAGUAGACCGGAGAGGAUCACGCUUGAUACCCCUCCUCCUGAUUUCGAGGAGGAACCGGAUGAUCUGGAUAUGGAAGCGGAGUUGGCUAUGAUGGAGAUGGAAAGGGAAACGAUGUUAUUGGAGAAGACCAAUUCUACCACCUUGAUACGGCAUAAAGAAAUGGAAAAUAGAGACGAUGAUUUUGUAUCUUCUGGUAUAUUCGAUUCGUUGGAAACGAAUCAACCUAUCGCUUCAUCAUCAAGGACAAUCCUGACACCGCCACCUGAGAGCGAUCUCACACCUCUACCUAUUUUUCAACCCCACUUCAAUACAUGUACAUUACCUUCACUAAGAGCAGAAACGAUGCAGGGGAAGAUAGUAACGUUCAAAAGGAGAAACAAGCCUAAACCUUCUCAAGCUCAGAUACAUGCGAAAGGAUCUAAAGCAAACGCUGGAGAUUUGUUGAGUAUACCUCUUCAUAAGUUGUUGGCAGAAGUGGAUGAAUUGAAAUCGCAACAAGAAGCUAUGAAGCUGCAGCAGAAAUAUGACGAAGAGCGAAGACGAGCUGAGAGAGCAGGUAUGACCGUUGUCAAACGAAGUACGGUCAUGUGGGUGGAUAAAUAUAGACCAAAACAGUUUACAGAUUUACUAGGAGAAGAUCGAGUACAUCGAGAAGUCAUGAACUGGUUGAAGGAAUGGGAUAAAUGCGUUUUCAAGAGGGUCAUUCCUGGGAAAAAGCGGAAAUUAGAAACCGAUAAUGAGAAUUUUGUGGUCGACCCACUUGGAAGACCAAGAGAAAGGAUCCUACUAUUAUCUGGACCUCCAGGAUAUGGCAAAACCACUCUCGCACAUGUGGUAGCCAGACAUGCAGGAUACAAAACACUUGAGAUCAAUGCUUCGGACGAUCGAUCGGCUGCGACUGUAUCUACGAGAAUCAAAAAUGCUAUUGAUGCCGGAUCGGGCUUGGCAAGCGAAGGUAAACCGACUUGUGUGGUGAUUGAUGAGAUUGAUGGAGCGAGUGGUGGAGGCGAUGCAAGCUUCGUAAGGAGUUUGAUUAAGUUGAUUCAGGAUGUUCCUGCGAGGAAGAAAAGUAACACCCCUGCAAGACCCCUUCGACGGCCCAUCAUAUGUAUCUGCAACGAUCUUUACGCCUCCUCCCUGCGUCCGUUGCGGCCCUUCGCUCGAGUCAUACGAUUCCGAAAACCACAGCCGCAACUAUUGGUGAAACGGCUAAGGGAGAUUUGUGAUCGAGAGACCUUGUCUGCUGAUCUGAGGGUACUCACCACUCUGGUCGAUGUGACGAGUGGCGAUGUGAGAAGUUGUUUGAACACCCUGCAGUUCAUCAAAUCGAAGUCAUCUUCUGUCACGGACGAAGCGAUCCGAUCAUCUAGCGUUGGGAUGAAAGAUUCAGGAACGACUUUACAAUCCGUUUGGAAUACUGUAUUCAUCCCAUUAGCAGCUAAACAACGACGAAAGGCUAUAGGUAUAGAUGAUGGUAGAUAUGUCGAUAGGAUAUCAUUCGCUAUUCAAGCUUGUGGAGAUUACGAUAAAGUCAUUCAAGGUUUAUUCGAACAUUAUCCAAAUCUAAAACCGUUAGAUGCUUCUUUGGGCAACUUGUGUAAAGUUCACGAUUGGUUAGGAUACUACGAUCGACUUUCUCAGAGAGUAUCGGAAUCUCAAGAAUGGGAUCUAAUGAAUUACAUGCCAUACGCGAUCACACCUUGGUAUAGUCAUUUGGCAGCUCCUGCGAAUAAUGCGAAACCCACUGAAUGGCCUAAAGCGGAUUAUGAGGCGUACCAAGCUAGAAUAACGAAUGAGGAAGUAUCAACUUCAUUGAAAAACCUCGUUCCACCCAUCUUGAGAUCUUUGUUCUCUACUGCGACCAGUUUGACUGAGUUUAUACCUCUGCUUAUGAGGAUAAUCUCACCGCCUUUAAAACCUGUCAAUGCGAAUAUAGUGAAACCUGCCGAGAGGGCUGUCCUGGACAGGUUGGUAGAAUUGAUGAUUCCUCUGGGGUUGAGAUUCUGGCAGGAAAAGGGAGAGAUCGGUCAGCCUAUGAUGAGAUUGGAACCACCCAUCGAUGUGUUCGUCCAUUACGAAGGUAAACGAGCGGAUGAUAUCGCCGUUUCGAGAUUUGCCGUAAGGCAAUUGAUCGCUCAAUCGAUGGACGCUGAGAUCGCUAGACGGAGAGGUGCGGCUGGUGCUGAAGAUGGUACGACUGGUUCAGAUGGGUUUGCCAAAGCCUAUGGACUGAAGGGAAAUGCAGGACUGGGCAAGAAAACGGUGGACAAAGCUGAACUGCCCGCCACGGACUUCUUCGGUAGAACUAAAUCUACCAGCACUCCGUUGCUAGCUACCGGUUCAAUGGAAGAGAGUGGCAUCUCUCCAGUCUCUGCAGAACCACCUGUAAAGAAAUUCAGAGCGGUCUAUAAAUUCAACGAAGGUUCUAGUAGUGCAGUGAGGAAGAACGUCAAGAUGUCGACUUUGAUGUGA
Molecule: messenger RNA, 2637 nt
Organism: Kwoniella botswanensis
Lineage: Eukaryota; Fungi; Basidiomycota; Tremellomycetes; Tremellales; Cryptococcaceae
Exons: 18
Coding region: 1-2637 (878 amino acids)
Molecular function (GO): ATP hydrolysis activity; ATP binding
Source: RefSeq, a predicted model, not a curated record